This is a messenger RNA of Amoebophrya sp. A120, 3144 nucleotides long. Lineage: Eukaryota; Dinophyceae; Syndiniales; Amoebophryaceae. The record is from the annotation of a GenBank genome assembly.
CUCCACGGACCCCAAUGGGAACGGCGGGGCAAACUCGAAGGAGAAGCAAGUCGGGAUGCUCGUAACCGACCGCAAGAACUUCGAGCGGUCUAUCGCGUUGAACUUGAAUUUUUCCCAGGAGGGCCGGCUUCUGUCCGCCUGCACCUACGACCCAAGAACCUGCUGGGAAGUGCCGUACCACUCGCUGACGCUGGACGAGACGUUGGGGUUUCUGCUGACGGGGUUGGAGUUCGCGAUGGAAACCAUUCCGACGAAGACUUUGGUGAAUGUCAUGCGGGAUUUCAAGGUAUAAUACGACAGAGUCAUAGCAGAUCUUCGCUUUCCUAAAGUUGCGUAGUAUACAGAAUCGGGUUGUGAUGCUGCAGUAGCAUGAGGAAUUUCAUGACAAAACCUCUCCACCUCAGGACAACUACCUCACCACCCCCCGUUUCCACAACUGGGGCCACGCAUUGCAAGUUUUCCACUCCGCCGUUUUGAUGGACCAUGUGACACCCAAACUGUCCGGCUUAAUGGAUUCCGUCCACUCCCUAGCCCUCUUCAUCGCUACCAUUGCCCACGACGUCGCGCACAGAGGGAAAAACAACGGCUUCGAAAUUGCGAGUCAAUCCGAACUGGUAUCCGAUGCAAAAGUAUCGUACUCGUAUUGCAGUCAUGCAUUGCAAAUCCUUUUCGUAAGGUAAAUCCGCAUUGCAGAUUUUAUUUGUCAUGCUGAAGAAAUUUGUAAUGCAUUUAUACGAGUGCGAUGCCAUACUUUUGCAGUGCAUAACUGGCGUUACUCUACAACGACAUCUCGGUUUUGGAAAAUCACCACGCGAGUCUGUGCGGGCAUAUGCAUUGCACAUAUGCCUGGGUCUGGAAUAAACCUGUAAUGCUGAAUGGUCAUGAGUGAGUGCGCCUCUAAGUGCAGUAUUGCAUGACAAAUUUUUCAAACGCUUUCUCAUGCUUAACGCGCAUUACAAACUGCGCUUUUUCAUGAUCGAUGAACUUGCGGCACUUCUGUUGCAGCUUUUAUGCAAUGCAGAUUUUUCUGGAGUCCUGGACACGCAAUACAAGCUCAACCCUUCUAGACCCAGAUACUUUUGCACUUGAUAGGGCAGAUUUUGAAACGACAUGAUUUCUUACAGCAUGUCCCGGACGGGAAGCAGUUCCGGAAAAUCGUGAUCAACGCGAUUCUCGGUACCGACAUGAGCAAACACGGCGACUUGAUGAAGAAGAUGCAGACUUCGCAGAUCGAAUCCGACCAGGAGUUGGUUGUGACUUGUUGUACGCAUUGUGCGGAUCUCGGAGCGCAGGUCUUGCCCAUCUCAACCGCCUGGGAAUUCUACAUGCGGUGCACGGACGAGUUUAUGACAGUGCACAACUCCCCCUAACCCUCAUUUGUAUUGCAUGAACAGCAAUACAGACACCCCCACGUGUGGAGCCUGUGCAUGACAAGUUUAUGCGCCUGGUCUUCUACUGUUUGGGCUUCCGGAAUCUGUCAUGCAAACACUACCACGCAGCAGCGCUUGGAUUUGGUAUUUUCCAUGGCAAAUCAGGGGGAGGGGGAGUUGUGCACUCUCAUAGAGUUUCAGCAACAAGCGCUGGAUGAGAAGGAACUCGGUUUACCCGUAACUCCUUUCAUGACCGGCCAGGAAAACCCGAAAACGCGCGCGUUUGGGCAAGUGCAGUUCAUCGAGUUCGUCGUCAUGCCCUUGUGGAAAGCGGUGUCGGAGGUGUUUCCGACAACGAAAAUGGUCGCGGAGAUUGCGAAACAAGGCGCGUCGAACAUAUCCACAAGAACAAAUUUCCCGUACACGUACAACUGCGGUAUCUGCAUGACAAGACUUAGCUUCGAUCCUAGUUUAGCAUGACAAGUUGGACAGCACUCCAAGUUAGCGAAAUUUCUCAUGCAUUUUGUACAUGUGCGGGAAAUUUGUAUUGCAUAGAGCAACGGUAAGAACAAUCAGGGAACGAGCAGUGAGCAAGUGUUGUCCCAGGACAUGUCCAUCCGGAAAGCUACGCAGCCGAUUUCUGCCGCUUCCGCGCACAGCAGCCAACAAUUGAGAAACGACUCCCGUGCGAACUCGCACAACCAACAGGUGCAGUCGGAGUGGCUGAAGAAUUUGAAUGAAAAUCUCGAGGUUUACAAGUUCGUCGCGAAGCACGGAAAACGAAAGUUUGAAUUGACGGAAGAGGAAUUGCAACAGAUCGAAAUGGAGGAGAAGCGAGUGGAGGAAGAAUUGAAACAAAAGGAAAAAUUGGAACGGGAAAAGCAGAAGGAGAAGCAACACCAACGGGGGGCGACUGUCAUCAAAAAGGCCAGUCCACCAGCAGCGGGGGUGAGUAGUGCUGGGGAGAGCAGUCGGGGGAACGCGGGAAGCGGUACAACUACUGGGGCUCCGAGUAGCAGCCCAAGCAGCAGUAAGGAUAGUAAGCCGAAAAGCUCGAAAUAGUCGGAGGGGUGUAAGUAAGGACGAGAAGUUUGUUCUGCAAAGACAAAGCUAUCGCAUUUUGAUCUUUUGUAUUAGUCGAAAUUACAGCUUCUUCGUCCUUGAGCUUGUAAUUUGACCUUUGAGAAGUGAUCAAGUGUCUCUGAUGUUGACAUAGAAAGGUUUACAGCCGUCGGAUCUACCAUCCAAUAGUACACGAGCGCGGAGGUCUUCUGCUUUUGAAAAGUGUAGUACGGAUGGAAGUUUGUUUUACAUGCAGUGUACAGCCGAGACAGGACAAGGAAUAGCACGUUCAAGCAUGGCAUGAUCGAGUUUCAGCAACAAGUGAAAUAUGUGUAGCCUUCUGUACCAGUGCAUGGUGCUGGGGCGGGGGCAAUGAUUAUGAUAGUAGAUUUUCCCAGACCUGGUUCAGUUUCAUUACUACGCUAUGCAAGAUGCGCUAAAGAAAAAGAGCAGUGCCAGUAACUAGUGACAAUGUCAGCUGUGUGCAAGAAAACAACUAGACAAAAAUAUACGAUGAAGUUCUGUAAACGGAAAGCACUUUAACGAAGAUCGCCAAAGAAGAAAGGUUACGAGCAGGCACAUCUGAAGAACUAUCGUAAUGCGAAUGUCUACAUGGACAUUCUUAUCGGAGUCUAAUCACAGAUUGAAAGAAUUAUUUGAACAAAUUCAAACUACUGUAGUUGUACACAUGACAUCGGAUUUGGUAUGGAAU